This is a messenger RNA of Electrophorus electricus (electric eel), 3294 nucleotides long. It is a transcript of the gene map7d1b, whose product is annotated as MAP7 domain containing 1b. Gene Ontology annotation, cellular component: microtubule cytoskeleton. NCBI's taxonomy places the organism in Eukaryota, Metazoa, Chordata, Actinopteri, Gymnotiformes, Gymnotidae. The record is from RefSeq and is a predicted model, not a curated record. Gene Ontology annotation, biological process: microtubule cytoskeleton organization.
CGUCCAAUUCCUCAAGCAAUUCUAUUGCAGCGGGCAGGUCAGCGGACUUGGUCUUCACCCCCUUUUUUGGUUUUAACUCUGCUGAGCCAGGAUAUUUUUCAUCAGAAGUGGGACGGGACGGUCGUUGUUCGCCCCAUCGCUGGUCAUUUGUGGGAUGUUAGUGUUAAAUUAAACUCUGAUUUGUCUUGUUUUAUAUCUGAAGUAGCGGCCGCGCUCCUCGGGCGUGUUUUAGUGAAGAAUCUGGGAGUUCCUUUUUUCCGACCAUUUUUUAACCCACUGAUGGAAUGACGAACUGUGGAGAGGAACAACAAAGCAGUUAAAAAGACAAAAUGGAGAACAAAGAUCUUGAGAGCAGUUUUGAGGAAAAACUGACGUUAACAGAAAAAGGUCUCAGCUGUUCUCCUGAAGAGUCAACUCCACGGGUGGAGAAGGAGAAUGUGUCAGAUUCCGAGCCCUUGAAAGCCGAUGACACUACCAUAACAGAUUCCUCUCUGAUCACCGAUCCUCCAUCCAGAACAGAAAAGUCUGCUAAACAAGACCCCAGACCCACCACGCCUGGAACCAGCGUCACCCCUCAGGCGAAAAAAGAUGGGAUGAGCUCAGAGCAGAGGCAGAAGCUGGCAAAGCAGCGGAGGGAGGAGAGGGCCAAAUACAUGGAGCAGCAAAACCUGGAGCAAGCGGUGAAGAAGGCCCAGUGGCUGGAGAAGGAGGAGCGGGCUCGACGUCUGCGCGAGAGUCAGCUGGAGGAGCGCAGGAGGAAACUGGAGGAGCAGCGCCUGAGAGCAGAGAGGCGCAGGGCACUGCUGGAGGAGAAGCAGAGGCAGAAGCUGGAGAAGAACAAGGAGAGAUACGAGUCUGCCAUCAAACGAUCAGCCAAAAAGACCUGGGCCGAGAUCAGACAGCAGAGAUGGUCUUGGGCAGGUGGACUGAACCAAACGUCUCGCAGAGAAAGCAGAUGCUCAGCCUCCACGGUUAACCUGCUGAGGCACAUGGAGCCUGGAAUUAGCAACAGGCUCUCGAGGUCUUCGGCGACCCUCUGGAACUCGCCCAACCGAACUCGCAGCCUGCGCCUGAGCCCAUGGGAGAGUCGCAUCGUGGAGAGGCUGAUGACACCCACAUUGUCUUUCCUGGCCAGGAGCAGAAGCGCAGCCACACUCAUGAACAGCAGCGACCCUCAUCAGUGUUCCCGCUCUCCGUCUACAACUCCGUUGACUGGCUGCUCCCACCAGCGCAGCUCUGACCGCUGGACAGCCAGCACACCAGACAUCGCACAGCGCCAGCGCAGACGCAACUCCACACCGGCUGACAAGAAAAAGAAAGAAAAGAAAGACAAAGAGAGGGAGAAUGAGAAGGAGAAGAACGCUCUAUCGAAGGAGAAGAACACUCUAUCGAAGGAGAAGGUACAGAAGAAGAGGCAGUCACAGUCCAUCUCUAGAACCAAACCAGAGCCCAGCAGUAAUGUUAAACCCAAGAACAGGGUCUCCUCCCCUGCGCCCCUCAGGAGUCGCCCCAUGUCCCCCAACCCUGCAGCAUCCCCCAAUCCCCCAUCCUCCGGAGGCAAGACAACCCCCAGCGCCAAGGCCCGGCCCAAACGGGCCCAGACCCCAGCCCGGGUUCAGGCUCCUGCUGUCAGCACCAUCUCUGUGGAAACCAAGAAACAUCCCAGUCAUUCUGAACAACCGGAGGAGGGAAAAGCUACCGCUAGCGUUCCAGCCAUCACAGUCUCCGCCUCUCCAGCAAUGCCCCCUUCUGACUCUCAGCCAAUCACAGCGGCCCCUUCUACCACUGAGGUCGCGCCACCCAGUCCUACAGCCACUCCUCAGGCCCCUCCCCCUCAUGCCCCUUCCCCUCAGGCCGAGCCCGCCCCUCCUGCAGCCAAGCCGACGGCUGGCACCAGCAACCCCGAGGAGGCUAGCCGGGCACUGGCGGAGAAGCGGCGACAGGCUCGUGAGCAGAGGGAGAAGGAGGAGCAGGAGAGGCUGGAACAGGAGCAGAAAAGCAGAGAGCUGCGUGAGGAGCACGCUCGGCGAGAGGAGGAGGAGAGGAGACGCAGGCAGGAGGAGGCGCAGUUAAUGCUCCAGCAGCAGCGUCUGCAGGAGGAGAGGGAGGCGCAGGAGAGGGCCCGGGCUGAGCAGGAGGAGAGCAUGCGCCUCCAGAGACAGAAAGAAGAAGCGGAGUCAAAGGCUCGCGAGGAGGCGGAGCGACAAAGGAUGGAGAGAGAGAAGCACUUCCAGAAAGAAGAACAGGAGCGACUGGAGAGAAAGAAGCGCCUGGAGGAGAUCAUGAAGAGAACUCGCAAAAGUGACGCUGGAGAGAAGAAGAAUGCCAAGUCUCCAGGCCAGGUCAACGGCAGUGAGGUGAACACAGGUCCUGCCACCCCUCCGAAUCCAUCUGUGACCGGCAAUAGUGUUACUCCAGGUUCAAACCAAUCACAGGGAGAUCUGAAAGUGAGCCCCGACUCCUGGGGUUCUCCCCAAGUGGUGAAUGGAGUGCAGCCCACCAAGCAUCACAACGGCCUGGGCUCCAGUGAGGAGGCUGGCGACUUCGAGGAGAUCAUCCAGCUGUCCAAUCGCAGUGGAGGCAGCAGCAGUGGGCAGAGCCAGUCUCAGACUGGCAUCGCAACCGAGCCAAUCAUGGCUUUUGAGGGAGGGGAGCCGUUCCUGAUGAAAGCAGGGCCUAUGAAGCCGCAUCAUGUGGCAGAAGUCCUGUGAGCAGCCAGCGUCCCGCGAGGCCCGGUUUCACCACGCCGUCUACGCAGAGUGCCGUGUACAGAGCAGCAGGUGCAGUGGCAGCAGAGGUGUGUGUGGAAUGGACCGGGGGAGCUCGUUAACAGCAGGACAUACUCGGGGACACAUGCGUCCCCGAGGAACGGCUGGGCUGAACAUAGACACCUGGACCAGCAUCUUAUUUACAUAAUGUAUUAGAAACAAAAAGGUUCCAAAAACAAGAAAACAAAAAAAAAGUGUUUUUCUGCUUUUCUCACUGAGUAUUACGGUGCAACAGUGUGGAGUUCUAUCAAAUCGUCACCAAGGUUUUGGGAUGCACCUUUAAAAGACUGUAAUGAAUUUUAGCAAGAGCCCUGGAAACAGUAUUUGGUUAUCGAUAUGAUAAAAUAAUUAUUGUUAUUGUUGUUGUUCUUAUUAUUAUAUUACUGUUUUUCUUUUGAGUUCAGAAAACAAGUGUGGAGUCUUGAAUUCCUGAGUUAUUUAACGUGAGACACAUCAGCAAAGAAGGGUGCUGGUUGUGUAAAUGUAUAUUUGCCUGACCUGUGGAAUAAACCUUUAUGAAAAUGGG